Molecule: messenger RNA, 1785 nt
Organism: Medioppia subpectinata
Lineage: Eukaryota; Metazoa; Arthropoda; Arachnida; Sarcoptiformes; Oppiidae
Source: the annotation of a GenBank genome assembly
CAGAGUUUUAGGGCCGCCAUAGAGAGACAUUGUCGUCGACGCUGUCGUGUUGUAUCACUACAUAUAUUGGGAAAUCCUGUUUAAGACCAAUAAAUAUGUGAUCAGCCCAUAGGCUAUAAAACAGGUGACCCCACAGUCAAGGAUUUGAAAAAUCAUUUGAAAGCAUUUUUUGGCACUUUUCAAAGAUUUGCAGAAGAUUUUAAUUUAAUUUGCUUUCAAACUCAUUCGUGUUUACAUCAAAACUACUUUUAUUUACUUCACAUUUCUUUUGCGUUUAAAACCGAAAAACAUUGUACAAAAUGGUCGUCGAUGUCGAGGGAGAGAUUGUCAACACAUCCGAAAGUGAUGUGAAAGAGACAAAGAAUACUAAACGACCGGAAAGAAAGAGUGGUAACUAUAUAAUGGAGUCAUUGCCAGAGAAUGGCAAUACAUUUCACGUCAUCUUCUCGAUGAAGGAGAAGGUGGGCGCUCUCGCAGACGCGCUUCAGAUCUUUAAGGACAAUGGCGUGAAUUUGUGCCGAAUUGAGUCGCGAUCAUCGAAACGCUUUAACAACGACUACGAGUUUAUAGUGGAGUGUUGUUCACAGAAUGGAUCGUUGAAUAAGGCUUUGGAUCAGAUCAAAGAAUUCACACAAUAUUUGCAAAUUAUAUCCCGUGACCAGACAUACAACGCCCGAAGUGUCCCGUGGUUUCCAAAUCGUAUUAAGGAUUUGGACAGAUUUGCUAACCAUAUACUUUCCUAUGGAUCAGAAUUGGAUGCCGAUCAUCCCGGGUUCACAGAUACCCAAUACAGAGCUCGACGCAAAUACUUUGCUGAUUUAGCAUAUCACUACAAAUAUGGAGAAAAACUUCCACACAUUGAAUAUACAAAACAAGAAACCGAGACCUGGGGUAAGGUAUUCAACAAUUUGAUCAAACUAUACCCAACGCAUGCCUGUCGAGAACACAACCAUAUAUUCCCGUUAAUGAUUGAAAACUGUGGCUAUAGAGCCGACAAUAUUCCUCAACUCGAAGAUGUGUCCAACUUUCUAAAGGACUGCACUGGAUUUACUCUGAGACCAGUGGCGGGACUGUUGAGUUCCCGAGACUUCUUGGCCGGACUUGCUUUCAGAGUGUUUCAAACCACUCAAUACAUACGACACCCUUCUAUGCCAUUAUACACACCGGAACCGGACGUGUGUCACGAGUUGUUAGGCCACGCGCCUCUCUUCGCUGAUCCCAGUUUUGCUAAGUUUUCGCAAGAAAUAGGUUUGGCGUCAUUGGGAGCGCCCGAUGAAUACAUCGAGAAAUUGGCCACUUGUUACUGGUUUACCAUUGAGUUCGGUCUUUGCAAACAGAAUGGAGAGAUUAAAGCCUAUGGCGCCGGACUGUUGUCCAGUUUUGGAGAAUUAGAGUACUGUAUGAGUGGUAAGCCUGAGCUUAAGAAUUUUGAUCCGUACGUGACUGGAGAUCAGAAAUAUCCGAUCACUCAAUACCAACCCAUCUAUUUCUUGGCCGAAAGCUUUGAUGACGCUCAACAAAAACUGAGGGAGUUUGCGCUUUCAAUUCCCCGUCCCUUUACAGUCCGUUAUAAUCCUUACACUCAAAGCGUUGAGAUUCUGGACUCUAAAGUUCAGUUGGAAUCUGUGGCCAGAAAUAUUCAAAGUGAAGUGCAGCUUCUUAUGGAUGCCAUGAAAAAGAUUCAUUGAGAAACACACAAAACACACGACAUUUUAUCUUUGAAAACAUACAAAUAUAUUCUUAAAUAAUAAAGUAUUAUAUUCAAGGUUUUAAACUCUAAUGCUU